Messenger RNA from Nicrophorus vespilloides, 572 nucleotides. RefSeq names its product glycine-rich cell wall structural protein 1.0-like. NCBI's taxonomy places the organism in Eukaryota, Metazoa, Arthropoda, Insecta, Coleoptera, Silphidae. Bases 56 to 571 code for a protein of 171 amino acids. The record is from RefSeq and is a predicted model, not a curated record. The transcript has 2 exons.
CCGAAGUCAGAUUACAGAGACUUGCAAACAAGACAAGAUCUCUUAAGAAACAAUCAUGAACGGAUUGACUAUCGCUGUUUUCGCCUGCUUGGCAGUUAUCGCCAGUGCUAAGCCUUCCGGCUGGGGCCAUGGAGGAUGGGGAGGUGAUGGAGCGUGGGGAGGUCAUGGAGCAUGGGGAGGUUAUGGUGGAUGGGGAGCAGGAGCUGGUGCUGCCCUCAGCCAUAACUACCAUGGAUCCGUUGGACCUGCUGGUGUCGUUACCGGUGCCGGAGCUGUGGGACCAGCUGGAUCUGUUGAUGGACAUGGCGCUGUAGGACCUGCUGGAGUUGUCAAUGGACAUGGAGCUGUCGGCCCAACCGGACCCAACGGAGUCGGAGGUGGAUGGGACGGCGCCUGGGACGGUGCUGGUGCUUGGGACGGUGCUGGUGCUUGGGACGGCGCCGGUGCAUGGGACGGUGGUCAUGGAGAUUGGGACGGCGGUUUAGGAGAUCAUGAUGAUGGUAGCUACGGUCCGUGGGCCGGACAUGAUCAUGGUCAUGGAUACGGAUGGGGUGGCCAUGGACAUUGGUAAA